Trichoderma reesei QM6a is the source of this 1572-nucleotide messenger RNA. RefSeq lists its product as uncharacterized. The coding region runs from base 1 to 1572 and encodes 523 amino acids. NCBI's taxonomy places the organism in Eukaryota, Fungi, Ascomycota, Sordariomycetes, Hypocreales, Hypocreaceae. The record is from RefSeq and is a predicted model, not a curated record. The transcript has 3 exons.
AUGUCAAUCAUUCCGGAGUCGACGACGCAGGAGGAUGCUGAUCAUGCCCCCCCAAGUUCUCUACCACGCCAACGUCCACCAUGGAGCCAGUAUCAUUUCGGCAGAACGCGGUCAUCGAAUAAUUUCAACGUCUCUAAAGCCAAUUCGAGUUCCAGCUCAAAAACCACAUUGGAGCCGAGUAUGAGCUUGGAAGUUCUGAAGAACUCCCUCAGCAUCCGCAUCUCGGCGGAACGGUUGUACAAGAUUAUUCACGAGCGCUGGCCAUCCCAACCUACUAUCAGUGACACAACUCUCGACCGCUGUUCGAAAGCCCAGUUGCAGCUGGAUCCGCGCUGGUUCACACAGGGGAAUAGGGAGGAGUCUUUCUUUAUCAUGUUAGAGGGCCCAGGCAUUCUUCAGGAAUGUAAGCUUCACCUGUCCCCUAUAUCAGAAAGAUGGAAAGACUUCUGCUUAUACCUUGGUCAUGAUCACUCGGGCGAGCUCGAAGCUUAUCCUCUGAUAUCGUUACGCCCAAAGCUCCAGACGUACGAGAAUCUUCAUGACGCUGUUGAAUUCCGACUCAUUCCGCUGGAGAUCCUUCUACAAGAGCUCAAGCCUUCCUUCGCUGCAAAGAAGUUCAUGGAGAUGACUCUCGCACGAUCUUUGCUACUUCUGCUGGAUGGACCGUGGGUACGAACUCACCUACAUCUGCAAAAUGUUUCAGUAUUUUGCAGGAUUGUAAAUGGCGUUAUCCACCCCCGAUUUGACAAGAUGUUCCUCUCGACCUCUUUUGGCUCAGCCGUUGACCCUGACGAAUGGCUGAAACACAACGAUACGCCGUUGAUGCCUGCAAUCCUGGCUCUCGGGAUAUUGUUUGCGGAGAUCGAACUCGGAACCUCUUUGCAGACAAUAUAUGAGGGCGUGGAUCCUGAGCUGAAGGUUUCAGAUCCAGUUCGAGUGGCUCAAGUUCUUUUCAAAGAAUGCGAGAAGGAGUUUGGCAGGGCACUCGGUGUUAUGAGGAUCAUGGACUCCUGUUUUGGCCCGAGUCCACUUCAUAGGACUGCAUGGAUACCGCCUAAUGAUGGCCUCAUUCAAAAUGAUACGGACUUUGUCAACCGGUACUAUGCCAAUAUCGUUAGGCCUCUCGAGGAAGAUUUGGUUAGCUUGGGCUGGUCAUGGGAUGAGAUCAAUGGGCGGACUCCUCGCAUCCUAGGCGACGCAGAAGUCGUGAGAAUCUUCACAUCCUCCAUACAUCAUGCCAACGACUUGCUGGGACAUCCCCAGGAAACGACGGCUCCGGUCAUUCCUAUGAUGGAAGACACAGAACAGGAGAUUAGACUUCUCUCUGCAGAAGAAAGUACUCCAGACAAUCAUCGGCCCACGGGGUUUAGAGAUGUACACAAAAGGCAAUUUGUCCCACGGAUGGAUAAUUUCGGCGAAAGCGAGUCUCAAAAGGCUCAAGAACCGUCUGUACCAGACACUGGCGCCGACAAGGCACACCGGGUCUUCCAAGAUUCCAACAAGAAGCGCAAACUGGAUGUCAGCUGCAAACUCGUUGAACCUCGGGGUGUCGAAGAGCUACAUCCCUCGUGA